AUGUCUUAUCAUUACAAUGAAGCCUUUGAAAGCCCAGACUACCACUUCUCAGAGACACUGGAAAUUGAUAGAAGGAAGAGUUCUCAAAAGAAUCUGUUCUCUCACCAAACCCCUUAUUAUUCUUCACUGCCUGGUUCCUAUGGAGAACACAGUCAAAGAGGACAGAAUUACCCUCCAGUGGCCUCCACGAGACAUGGCUCUGAAUAUAGCGAAAGCUUACCAAGAGUUAAUGUCCUAAGCAGAAGUCCACAUGGAAAUUCCACGGAUAAUCUUUCCUUUGAGCCUGAGCCAGAACUGGCAUACAGACCACCUUCUACCUUCCAUCUGCUGGAUCGCCCCUAUACCUGCAGAAUUUCCAGUGUAUCAGAAGAUAGCUUUAUUCAGAGAGGCGACAGAAAACCACCUGAUGAGAUCUUCAUGACUUCUUCCAGCCUGUGUGAAGCAGAUCCAGUGUGCACAGAAGAGGAGAAGUUCGUUGAAAAUCUUGCAAGUAUGUCGAUCAGUGAAAGGAUUAAAACAAUCCAGAAAAUGCCAGAGACCAUGAAAAAAAAGAGAGAGAUCAGAAAUAAAGUUCUUAAAGAAAUAACAAAGAAAUCAAGGCGCCACAGCACUCAACUUUCCUGCUGUACACAGUGUCUGCAGGGAACAGUAGUGUUAUUUCGGCGAUUUGGAAAUAGCUUGUUGGAAUAUUUUCACCUACUGCAGUUAUGGCACAAGACUCUGAAGAUCAUUGGUGCCGAGUUUGGAACAAGUGUUCUCUCUUAUUUUAUUUUCCUGAAGUGGCUGCUAACUUUCAACAUCUUCUCAUUCCUCAUAAACUUCAGUUUCAUCACAAUCCCUCAGUUUGUUGCAGCAGAACCAAAUAACCUUUCAUUCACGGGUCUGGAGCUGUUCACUGGAGGUGGUUAUUUUGAACAAACAGUACUCUACUAUGGCUUUUACACCAAUACUACCAUUAGUAAAAUAGAGAAUGGUCCAUCUUACAACAUGCAGCUGGCCUAUUUUUUCACUGUUGGAAUAUAUUUUGUCAUCUGUUUUCUUAUCUUGUUGUUCAGCAUGGCAAAAUCCUUCUGCAGGAACUUCAUUAACCCUCAGACAUACUCUGGAAAUACUAGCAAACUUCUCUGCAGUUGGGACUUCAAUAUAACUAAUGAAAAAGCUGUGAAGCUGAAACAAAAGAAUCUCAGCACACAAAUAAAGGAAGACCUCACUGAUGUAAACCGAGAAGUUCUAAAUUUUUCUUUAAGAGAGAGUGUUGUUCGUAAUAUUAUUCAUCUUGUUUCUUGGGUUGCUUCCCUGGGAACAGCAGUAGCUGCUUGUGCUGGUGUUUACUUCCUCUCCAUUAAUAACCUAAAGCUGUUUGUGAAAGUGUAUAAAAAAGACCUAGAAAACCAAGCUGCCACCUUGGUGCUGCCUGUUGUCACAUCUCUCCUCAACACGUUCAUCCCAUUCUUCUACUCGUGGCUUGGACGCCUGGAGAGAUUUCAGAGUCCCGGACACCAGAUAUAUAUCACUAUUACCAGAAAUAUCAUCCUGAAAAUAUCAAUUGUUGGAAUACUGUGCUACUACUGGCUUAAUAUUGUGGCUGCAUCAGAGACACAGUGCUGGGAAACUCUGGUUGGCCGAGAUAUCUAUCAUCUUGUUCUAGUUGACUUCAUAUUUAUUUUGCUUGGCUCUUUCUUUGGAGAGUUUUUACGAAGAAUUAUUGGAACUACAGUCUGUGUGAGCCUGGGGAUGCCAGAGUUUGAUAUUGGACGAAAUGUUUUAGAUUUGAUCUAUGCACAGACUUUGACCUGGAUCGGUAUCCUCUUCUCACCUCUGCUGCCUGGUAUCCAGAUGAUUUCAUUUUUUAUAGUAUUUUAUGUGAAAAAGGUCAGUCUGAUGAUGAAUUGCCAACCCCCUCGCAAAGUCUGGAGAACUGCUCAAAUGACAACAUCCUUCAUGUUCCUGCUGUUUUUCCCUUCCUUCCUUGGAGUCCUGUGUGUCAUUGGAGUCACUGUCUGGAGGUUAAAACCUUCAGAAGAAUGUGGUCCUUUCAGAGGUUUGUCAUCUAUGUAUGCUGCAGUCUCUGUCUGGAUAAAAGUACUGGAAAAGCACACUGCCUCAAAAUGGGUAGUGUGGAUCUACUAUAACUUAAUCACAAGUGAACUUUUCUUCUUCAUCCUGUCCGUUCUUGUCCUAAUUAUUUCUUAUCUUUACUGGCAAAUAACAGAAGGAAGAAAGACCAUGACCAAACUCUUACAUAAGCAAAUUAUUAAUGCAGGAAGAGAUAAAUUGUUUUUACUUGAAAAACUGCGGACACUGCAAAGGACAAACCAAAACCCAUCUGUGCCGGGACGACAAGACCAGCAGGUCAGUUUGGUAGUUCAGAGACUACUGUUUCAGUUACGUGCUUGGCAACCUGCCCAGCAAAUGCCAGGCUACCCAGGAAGGGCAUUUAGCAGAAAUCAAAAUGCAUCCCACAACAAGUAUCACUAUUCUGCUGGGAUCUUGAGGGGCACUGGCUUCCCACUAGAUUCAGAGACAUCCCAGCCCAGCAGCAGGCCAGGUGUGUCUGAGGCAGUGGUGCUCGCUCUGCGGGAAGACGAAGAAGAUGACAAAGAUUUUUGA
This is a messenger RNA of Pterocles gutturalis (yellow-throated sandgrouse), 2610 nucleotides long. RefSeq names its product transmembrane channel-like 5 (gene TMC5). Gene Ontology annotation, molecular function: mechanosensitive monoatomic ion channel activity. The transcript has 22 exons. The record is from RefSeq and is a predicted model, not a curated record. NCBI's taxonomy places the organism in Eukaryota, Metazoa, Chordata, Aves, Pterocliformes, Pteroclidae. The coding region runs from base 1 to 2610 and encodes 869 amino acids. Gene Ontology annotation, cellular component: plasma membrane.